This is a messenger RNA of Penicillium concentricum, 348 nucleotides long. RefSeq lists its product as uncharacterized. Bases 1 to 348 code for a protein of 115 amino acids. The record is from RefSeq and is a predicted model, not a curated record. Lineage: Eukaryota; Fungi; Ascomycota; Eurotiomycetes; Eurotiales; Aspergillaceae. The transcript has a single exon.
AUGCCUGGACGAGGAGUCAUUAAAGAUCGUGUCAAGUCAUCUAAUCUUACACCGAGGGAUUACCUGGAGAAUAUGAAACCAGAACAUUUGAAGUUCUAUUGGGAUACAGGAGAUUGGACUUAUGCCCACGGCGACGGUAAGGGGUCAACUCUCGGCGCCUAUAGACUGAGGAGCAUGAAGACGACUACUGAGCCAGCAGAGUACCUGAUUAAGGUUUUAUACCUGAAUGUCAAGUUUUUGAACUUUGCUAUGCCGGGCAGCCGAAACGAGGACGGUUCGACCAGUCCUCCUACCUCCCAGGAUAUCAUCGAUGCUCUGGGAAUUGAGCUCGGCAAGAUCGGCAAGUAG